CUUGAUGUGUCAACCCAAACUUUCCCUUCCACCAAUUGUCAUCGCAUGGGGAGUCUAGGCCAUUAUUUUUUACCAUGAGUUUAUGACAGCGACAUUAAAAGCAAUAUCCGCUUCUUCAUUUCAUUCAUCAGAACCUCUACUAUCUCCAUAAUCUCUGAUCCUUCUAUUAUCUCGACCUACUUCACCACAUAAAAAAAAAAACAACCUCAUAAAUCAGUCAACCAUCAAAUCAUCAACCCAAUCAUGCCGUCCUCCUCCUCCUCCUCCAAACCUCCUCCCCUCCCCCUCGCCCCCGACCGCGCCGCCAUCUCAAACAAAAUCUCCCUCCUCCUCUCCAGCCGGACAUCCCUCCUCAAGACGCUCAAUCCACCCUCAUCAGCCCAGACGACGACGACCCAGCGCCGCCACCACGCCAUCAGCUCAGACGACAUCGAGCAGCUCUUCUCCGGCCCGCGGCCAAACGAAGGCGUGGGGUACGUGCCGGACGCCAAAGCCGCCGGCAAAGACGCCGCUUCCAAGGAGGACCGCAUGCUGCGCGGGAGGUUGUUAGGAAAGGGCAAGGGAGGAGGACGGAAUCAAAAAGGCGGAAAGGCAUUUGCUGCGGAGAGCGAGAGCGAUGAGGAGCCUGGGAGGAGUGGAUUGGGGAAGAGAAAGAGGCCGCGGAGGGUGGAAGAAGAAGAAGAAGAAGAAGAAAAAGAUGAUGUGAAAAGGGAUGAGGAGGAGAAACUGGCAGAUGUGGAAAUGGGUGAUGACAAGGGAGAAGAAGAAGAAGAAGACGCUGCUGCUGUGGUGCAAGAUGAGAAUAAUAGCGGUGGUGGUAAUGAUGACGAUGAGAGGGAAAGGAAUAAGAAGGAAAAGAAGAGGAAGAAGAGGCAAAGGGAAAAGCAAAAGCAGAAACAGAAACAAGCCAACUCUAGCUCUUGAAUACAUUGGACACUUGGAAGCCAUAAAAAAAAUGACAGAAGGGUGUUUGUAUGCCAUGAUGAAGAGAGGUCAUCUUUAAUAAGCUAGGUGAUUAAGACGGUAUAUAGUAUAUGCCAUCCAUAGAUAUCUUCAUGCAGACUUAUAUCAAUUAUAAUUAAAGAAUAGAAUGAACCCAUGGC
Messenger RNA from Trichoderma asperellum CBS 433.97, 1103 nucleotides. RefSeq lists its product as uncharacterized. The record is from RefSeq and is a predicted model, not a curated record. NCBI's taxonomy places the organism in Eukaryota, Fungi, Ascomycota, Sordariomycetes, Hypocreales, Hypocreaceae.